Molecule: messenger RNA, 4869 nt
Organism: Coregonus sp. 'balchen'
Lineage: Eukaryota; Metazoa; Chordata; Actinopteri; Salmoniformes; Salmonidae
Source: the annotation of a GenBank genome assembly
GGGGAUACCAUACGCCAUGCUAUCAGUCAGACGGUCGGAUACAAUGAUGGGCUACGGCAUCCCAUGUACAGUCCUCACGGCCUAAAUGUAAGUGUACAGUAACCAUGACAACAAAUGUCCAGAAAUUAAGACAUGUCAUGUCAUCGCAAUGAUGACCCCACAAUGAUGAUGAUGAUGAUGACGUUGGUGAUAAUGACUCAUAAAAUCAUUUUCAUUUAAAAAAAAUCCCAUUUCACCCAGGUUAGAGAAAUCUAGGACCUAAAUAGUAUUUCUAGAGUUGUAUGUGCACCCGCCCUCUCCCACCACCACCAUUCCACUAUAUUGCAAUGCAGUUAACUUAGGGGGUGGGGUGAUAGGGUGCAGGUAUUGUAAAAAAAAGACCCGGGGUAAUCUCUGUUUGCCAGGGCUCCCAAACCCUUUUCAGUGAGCCGCCAGUGUGAUCAAACCGCAGAGCAAAUAUACGACAGGCGAGAUUAAGGACGCCCCCCAUGUGAUGGAAAAGAUAAAUGUACAGCUUAAUAUUAACACACACGCACACACACACACACAUCCAGACUCACACCCCUACUACACACCAGCCAUUUAAAUGAGAAAAAGCCAGCGUGCUUCAUUCCAUUUAUGAAAUACAUUUUAUAAUACCCCCGUAGCCAAAUGAAAGGGGCUUUUUACUGGCGUAUAUAUGUUUUCAUUUAACUACUUUGAAAUGCUUCUGAGAGCGAAUUUGCAGCCCAUCCUCUUAUCACGGUAAUGAAAUAUGAAACUGGAAUUGCCUGCAGCCUUGUACAGAUGCGACUAUGGUCUUUCCUGAUGAGCUCUGAUAAGACCCUUCUUCAUACUACACCACGCAAUCUGAAGCUACCGUGGUAAAGAUACAUUUAUUGGUUGAGGAUGAGCCGCGGCGACGGAGAGAGGCGUACUGACGCUUCCUUUCGCUCAACCCCGGCACAGAGAAAUAUUUGCAUUUGCUGUCUGCUCUCUAGCAAUGAAAGGGGAAGCAGGCUAUGGACUGUUUUUCUCCAUUACCACGAGCCCGUCUUGUAAAAUGGAGACAGCCUCAAUGUCUUAUGCAGCUUCUCAAGAUUAGAACAGGUUUUUUUUUUGUGGUAGUGUUGUUUUUGUUGGGUAAUGUUUUGGCCUCGUAAAAUACGUACAUACAUGUUGAGUGUCCAUAUUGUUGGCUGUUAUGUUCAUGAUGGAAGAACAAAUCCAGCUCUCAAUCCGCACCGCUCCCUCAGCCUGAACUUGUCUUCAAUUGGACAUGAUCAAAACUGACACACCAACAAACACACAAACGUGUGAAAAAACACAAAACCCGCGUCGUUAGGAGCGCUCCCACAGCAAGGUGUCGUUUUUUUUUUUUUUUAGGAGCGCCCUUUCUUGCUCCAGGCAGUGGAGGCGAUGUGCCAACCUCGAGCAGCUUCAAAGUGCAGCGUUUUGCACUUUCUCCCCCUGCCCUCGCAGUUCCUUAUUUAGGUCAUGGCUCAGUCCAUCACAGGGGAAUUGAGGGAAGCAUGGUGGAUGUGUUUGGCUGUAUCACAUAACUCACAGCCAUGUUACGUUGUUUAGAGCAAGCCAGAGGAAAGCAGACUGGAUAUGAAUGGUAUGUCCAAAGACAGCCAGGGACAGCUGCUCUGUCAAGAUAAAGCUAUGAUGCUAAACAAAACCUACUAUGUGUUUAUACAGAUAUAGUACAAUAUAUAUAUAUAUAUAUACAUGUUGAUCAUCCAAAAUAUAUUUUUUUAUGUACUAUUUAUUUCUAUAUAUUUUUCAAUAUAAUGAAAACAUGUUAACUUUUUCUAUCUAAUGCAAGGACAAUGUUUAGAUCAGUGUUUUUGUUGUUGUUGAUCUUUUAAAAAUCAAAUGCUGGGCCAAAUCCUUAUUCUAACCCAUUCCUGCCUCGACGCUAAGAAAAACACUCCGUCACUUCAUUUCAGUGUUUCCCCUUGAAGUUGUUACCCGCGGUGGUGUCCCCUCCCGUCUUCAUAACUGACACUAGAAUUUGCAGCGACAACCACUAAAGCAAUCCGAUAAGACAUUGAUUUCACCACUCGCCUCCAAUGACCAGGACGCGGGGCAAAUUUGUCAGCAAGAGACCCUGUCUGGGGAUGUCAGUGGUAAUGCAAUGGGGCUUACCCCCGCCGGCGGACCCCAUGUCAGAACUCCUUUCCUAACCCGGCCAUGUGUGUGUGAUUGUGGGUAUACACUCAAUCUGACUGCUGAAAGAGGGAAGCGCAAGGGGCCCCUUCCAGGCCAGAUUGUGACAACAAGCUUUAUACUAUUGGAUGUUAAUUUGGAUAUUGAGUUUCAUUAAAUUAUAAAUGUAAUCCACCCUGAACUAUGAUUAUGUCAGUUGUGGCUCGGUUGCAUGAAGACCCGAUCAAAUCAGCCCCCUCAGUUGUAACUUUACCUGUUUUUCAAGAAGUAACCCUUGCGCUCUGUCUCUCUGUCUGUCUGUCUGUCUCUCUCUCUCUCUCUCUCUCCUCUUCUCUCUCUCUCUCUCUCUCAUGUCUCUCUCUGUCUCUCUGUCUCUGUCUCUUCUCUCGCCUCUCUCUCUCUCUCUCUCUAUCUCUCUCUCUCUCGCUCUCUGCUCUCUCUGCUCUCUUCUCUCUGUCUCUCUGUCUCUCUGUCUCUCUGUCUCUAUGUCUCUGUCUCUGUCUCUGUCUCUGUCUCUGUCUCUCUCUCUCUUCUGUCUCUCUUCUCUCUCUUCUCUCUCUCUCUCUUCUCUCUCUCGUCUAUCUGUCUCUGUCUCUGUUGCUCUCUCUCUCUCUCUCUCUCUCUCUCUCUGUCUCUCUGUCUCUCUGUCUAUGUCUAUGUCUCUCUGUCUCUCUGUUCUCUGUCUCUUGUCUCUGUUCGUCUCUCUGUCUGUCUCUGUAUCUGCUCUGUCUCUCUCUCUUCUCUCUCUCUCUCUCUCUCUCUCUCUCUCGCUCUCUGUCUCUGUCUCUGUCUCUGUCUCUCUCUCUCUCUCUCUCUCUCUCUCUCUCUCUCUAUCAUGUAGGGUAACGGGGGAUGGCACGGUGCGCCUACUCCCUCCUCAGUGACGUCCCCAAACGAAGGGCCAGGCAGUGUGCACUCUGAUACCUCAAACUGACCACCUCACUGAUCAUCUCCUUUCCACCUAAUACGCUACCGUGCCCUCGACCAAUGUGACUGAACCAAACAGAGGCCAAACAGAACCAAUCAUCUUCCUCGACUGAGUUUAACCCCUCCCCCCCGCCACUCCAGACAAUGUCGGCCAUUUUGUAAAAUCCCAUCCAAUAACCUUCACAGUCAAGACUGAUAUGAUUGGAUACAGCUUUUAGCAACAUUUUAUGAAUAUAAAUAUAGAGGCUGACAGACUAACAGGGAUUUGUACGAGUCGGGGUUCUGAAUGGGAAAUCUAGAGAACAUAACAGUAGAUUUUAAAGUAGAAACUGAAAACCGUACAUUUCUCUCAACCCUCUGCUCUUUUGACACCCUGUCUUUCUUUUCUUGCCAACUAAGACUGAAGGCACAAUACAUGUGGUCCAAUGGAUUUACUUCCGACCAGUAUCACUAUACAACUUGUGGGGGACCAGCGAAAUCAUUUGAAGCUGCAGGUGCGCCACUGAUGGAAGGCUUGCUUGCUGCAACGCUUCAAUGGACUUAGGAUGACUACACCCAUAGUGGAUCUGCUGCAUUUCUGAUACUAACAUUACCGGAUUUGACAUGUUUUGGGGGGAUUGACAUGAUGAAGUACAUUUAAACGGCAGCUUUUGUCAUGCUCUUUAUUCUCAACAUGAGUCCUCUGCUGAACAUGAAUUUCUAAACCUUUUAUUGGACACUGUGCAUUCAGUUCAGAUGGAUAUAUUCAGUCAUUUUGAUGGUAUUUACUCCCAAUGCUGUCCGAAAUUCAUAUUUGAAACGAUCAUGUGUUACCAUAUCUUACGAUUGCAUUUAUUAUUGUAAUACCAAUUUGAGGAGUUCCCGAGAAUUGUAUGUCAAAACAGAGCAGUGAUGAUUUACCUCGUGAAAAUGCUUAGAUAACGUCACCAUUUCAAACGCAUUUUAGUAAUUUAGAGCACUACCUCUUAUUAACUAGCAUUACUAGCAUCUGAUUAUUCUAAAUCCCCAUUUUACAUUUGUUUUACAUGUCUUGUAAUUAGCUAUUGUGUACUUUGAUAUUGUUGGGAUUUUCUUUUGCGUUAUUGCAACUUUACUAAAAUGCCAGAAUAACGCUUAGCAGUAGUGUUUAGUUAAGAACGAAGGUAAAGGUAAAUUGAGCCACUCCACCAAACUAGGAGUCCACUAUAGUGCUAGCUUCCCAAAGAACUAGUCACGUGAUGUGGAUUUUAUGGAGUGCAUUAAUUAAUUGAACAUGGUCCAAAAAUAUCAGUGGUGGAAUUCACUAGAAGCCCGUAUGGAUGUGGAAGGUGGCUUAUUUUCCCCCGUUUCCACUUGUGGGAAUACUAGCUGUGGGGUACAAUGAAACAUGUACAGCUCACAGCCAGUAUUCCCACAAGGUGACAUAGGAGAAAUAAGCCACCUUUCACAUGUAAGAAGCAUGUAUGGUCACCACCAAACAGUGAAACUGUUGUAAAUACCGAAGAAUGUUUGAAUGUUGCUGAUUUUGUUACUUAUCCUCUUAAAUAUAUGAAUUUCAGACUCUGUUUGAAUGAAAAGACCUCGAGGUCUCAGUACCCACACCUGUACAACUACAUUUUCUUUCUUCACUUCUCUUUCUUUUGUAUUGUACGCCAUUUUGAAACUGAAUGAAGUCCUGAUAAAAAAAAAACAAUAUUUGUGGCAGUGGUCCUAAUGUAUUAAAUAUGUUUUGUGUUAAUUUCUAACCGCACUACGUGGAGGAUUCUGACCCCAAACGAGUCCUCUGUGCUAGUUUGGGUAGUUUCAAAC